GAUGGCUGUUGCAAAGCUACACUUCUCUGUUCGUCCUCUUUGUCGUUCUUUUAUCUCUUCAGCAAGAAUGCUUGAAGAAUCCAUUAAAGCUGUGGUGGAAGAUAAAAGAUAUGAACAGAUUCCUGAUAUUCUAAGCUCUUCUGAAGGGUUUCACUGCAGUCCGAAUCCCUUUUCAUUUUUAUCCACCUUCCCUGAAAACACAAGUGUCAAAAUUGUUGACGAAAUUUUACAGUCUUUUUCUCCGAUCAGGCCUCGUUAUCGCCCUCAAAUUGCAUAUUCCUGUCUCCUUUCCUACAGUCUCCAAAGCUCAAAUCCUCUCCCACUUGCUCUUGCCAUUCUCCAGCGUACCCUUCGCUCUGGCUGCAUUCCAGUACCUCAAACUCACCUCCUACUCUCCACUGCAUGGAUUGAACGUCGGAGUAAAUCCUAUUCUGUUUCAAGCAUAUUGUUGGAAAUGCAGGAUAUUGGAUAUGCACCUGAUUGUGGCACUUGCAGUUACCUAAUCUCAUCGCUUUGUAAGGUUGAUCAGAUAGAUGAAGCAGUUAAUGUAUUGAAGGGAAUGGGCCGUGCUGGUUGUAGUCCGGAUUUGGAUUGUUACGGUUCUUUAAUUGACAACUUAUCCGAGCUAAGAAUGACGUCUGCUAUCAUAAAGACAUUGAAUGAAAUGGUUGCCAUAUUUGGCUUGAGCCCCAGAAAAGAAACUUUGGUGAAACUUUUGGCAGCAAUACGGGCUAACAAAGAGAUAAGGAGAGCAAUUGAAGUAAUUGAGUUCUUAACAAAUGAGGGUGUGCAUAUUGGAUUCGAGUGCUACCAAUCAGUGCUUGAAGGGUGCUUAGAGAGCCGGCAGUUUAUUUUGGCUGGAAAGUUUGUGAUAGAAAUGACCAAGAGAGGCUUUAUACCAUACAUAAGGUCAAGGCAAAUGGUUGUUGAAGGCCUGACAAGUAUUGGUGAGUGGAAACUUGCCAAUGCCGUGAGACAGAGGUUUGCAGAGCUAAGGUCGUAGUUCCAUGCAUACAUGUGAAUCAGUAAGCUUUAUAGAAAGGGAUCAAGAUCAUUAUCCAGACUGAAGGUGUGACUGUAAUUUCAGCAACUCCGUUGGGAGUCCUCUCAGAACCUAGGUACUGUAUAUCACUUUAUAGUUUCUUGAUUAGUUUAUGAAACUCAAAGCUCGUU
This is a messenger RNA of Solanum verrucosum, 1173 nucleotides long. RefSeq names its product pentatricopeptide repeat-containing protein At1g06270-like. The record is from RefSeq and is a predicted model, not a curated record. The transcript has a single exon. Gene Ontology annotation, molecular function: protein binding. Bases 2 to 1003 code for a protein of 333 amino acids. NCBI's taxonomy places the organism in Eukaryota, Viridiplantae, Streptophyta, Magnoliopsida, Solanales, Solanaceae.